AUGGAAUACCACGAUAAUAGAGUGAUAGUUUCAUGUGGGAUUCACAAGUCACAAGGAUGGGCGCGUUUUCAGCUUGAUCUCCCCACUGUAUUGUUCAAGCUAGGUCUUGCAAUCACCACUCAUGCCAACGAUGAAGGUUUAUUUAAAAAACAAGGGAACCAAUCGAAGUUACGCGAGCUUUCAACGCUUUUUGAUAACCCUCCAUAUGGAAAGAAUCUUGUCAUCACUGACUCACUGUUUGACGUAUCGGAAUAUUGUUCGCUUUUCAUCCACAAGAUGUUUGAAUUACCUCGACCUUUGAUUCCUUUUGAAUUAACCAAACAGCUUUGUGACGUGGCUUUGGCAAAUAGCGAAAUCAUGCAGAAAUUUGGAUCUUUGGAUAUUUCUUUUUCUUUCACUAAUGAAUCCCCUGUUCCGGAAGAUUUGUCCUUUCCGACGUCAAUAUCAUCGGAAAUUGGAUUACCAUUUACAAUUACUGCGGCUCGCAGAGUAGCACUUGAACUUCAGUUUGGAAUCUCCAUGCAAUUAGCAGAACUCAUGUUUUAUACCCUCAAUACCAAACUUGCCACAUUACCAAGAGAGCAGCGAGAUACCCUAGUCUGGGCUCUUAAUAUUUUUGCAUACCUUGUUAGAUCGUGUGAAGAUCAAGAGAGAGCUCAUGAAGAAUUACAAUAUUUGGCAACAGUGUUCAGAGCAUCCAUUCUUGAUGACGGAAAUAAUGUUGAGAUAGGAAGACGAGCUGAAGUUGUCUUUACAAUGUUGCUAUAUGGGGUCGGUAUUAUUGUUCCAGAAAUCUUCCCACAAGUUAGUAAAUCAGUUACACUAAAGAACACACCCAUAAUACUACCAAAUACAUCGCGAAAAGAUAAACCAACAGCAAUAAACAUUAAUGAUUAUAAUUUAUCAACCCCUACUACUGGAAAUAAUGAGCCAACAGUUCAAAUUGUCGAACAGAGGAAUCCGCUAAUAGAGGUCUCCAAUGCCUCCCCAAUACAGAAAAGUUAUCCGCCAGAUUCUGAGGUCCCCCCAGCCUCACCGUCUCCUUAUACAACUGUUCCCAGUACACCUGUGCGAGGAGGAAGAUCUAAAGAAUCACUGAUAUUACAGACCAGUACUAACAGUGCACGAACCCAGCGGUCUAUGGAACCAGAAGAUUUAAUGAUGCAUGAUGAACUAUUACCAGAAGAGUUUGAAGAACUACAAGAAAUUCUUGAGGAAUUAAAACUUAACCCAAAUGGCAGAGUACCGUUCAAAUGUGGCAAACCGUUGUUACAGCAUUUGGCAUUGCCGCCAGCGAAAUCGGCAGUAUUGGUAAGAAAAGGUAGAAUAAUCUUGGAUAAUCGUUGA
Molecule: messenger RNA, 1347 nt
Organism: Saccharomycopsis crataegensis
Lineage: Eukaryota; Fungi; Ascomycota; Saccharomycetes; Ascoideales; Saccharomycopsidaceae
Exons: 1
Coding region: 1-1347 (448 amino acids)
Biological process (GO): signal transduction
Source: RefSeq, a predicted model, not a curated record